Messenger RNA from Cyprinus carpio (common carp), 1951 nucleotides. RefSeq lists its product as uncharacterized. The coding region runs from base 1052 to 1951 and encodes 299 amino acids. The record is from RefSeq and is a predicted model, not a curated record. The transcript is spliced from 2 exons. Lineage: Eukaryota; Metazoa; Chordata; Actinopteri; Cypriniformes; Cyprinidae.
ACACAUGUGCUGACAACAUCCACUGAAAAAAUAACUCUUAAAACACAUUUCUACAUGAUUUUGCAUCAAUUUAAUGCAAAAUAAUUAGGCGUUUUCUCACUUUUUUCCAAUAUUUUCACCUUUACUUCAUUGGCAAUCAACUAUUCCCCCAAGUUAUGACAUCAGUCAAUAUGUCAUUCUUUUCACCAAACAGUAUACUCAUUCCACAGAAAAAAUCAUAAAAAUCCAACCAAAAUCAAUGGAUCUGUGAUGAUUUCACUAAUAGUUCAUCAGCAGGCUCAGAACCUCAAUAGAAUUGAAUGCUACUCUCAAAAUUCCAAAAGACAUGCUGGAUAUUUAACAUCAUGGCACACUUACGCACACACACAUGAUCUAAGUAAUUUGAAUGAGUUUGUUUGGAACAACCAACCAACGGUAACCAACGGUUACCAACUGACUUCGAAGCUGCUCAUCGUUGUCUGUGAUUUGGUUCUGAUCUUAUUGGGUUUGCUGUGGAGGAAAAGUUAGCGAGAAGAGAAGGCAGCAGAGGAUUGGAAAGGACAGUAAAGAGGAGUGGAGUGGAGAGGAGAGUGGAGGAUUGAACAGAAGAUAGGAAUGAGGAGAAAAGAGUGAAGAGGACAGGGGUGGACUGAACAAGAGAGAAGAAUAGUGGAGGAAAAAUGAGGAGUUAAUUGACCAGGAAAGAAGAGUGAAGUGGAGAGGAGAGGUAUGGAGAGGAGUUGAUUGAAUCGGAGAGAAGAAGAGGGAAGAGGAGAAUAGUGGAGAGGAGUAGAAGAGGAGAAGAGUGGAGAGGAUAGGAGAGGAGAGAAGAGUGGAGAGAGGCGGAGUGGAUUGGAGAGGAGAAUAGAGAGUGAAGAGUACAGGAGUGGAUUGAACAAGAGUGGAGAGGAGUGGAUUAAAUAGGAGAGAAUAGGAGUAGAGAGGGGAGAAGAGUGAAAAGGAGAGGAUUAAACAAAAGAGAAGCGUGGAGGAGAAAGGAGAGGAGGAGAGGGGAGAGGAGUGACGAGGAGAUAACAGGAGAGGAGUGAUGUGAAUUGGAGACGAAUAAAGGAUGGAGCCUGAGUUCUCAACCAAGCAGCUGGAGAGAAAGCUGCUCAGUACCAACUAUACUGCUUGCAUAAUAUGUCAGAAAACAGACAGUGACGCUGGUCCUCUUCAGAAACUGACAAAUCACGGCUACCCUUCCCUCCUAUAUGCUGUAACCAACAGAAAGGAUGAUGUCUCAUACAGACUUGACAAUCAGCUGAAAGCUCAAUGUGACUUUCUGGGGAGGAAUCCUUUGUGGCACACACAAUGUCGUGCGAAGUACACAAAUCGUAAAACUGUUGACCAGAAGAGGAAAAAAGUUGAAAAGCCAGAAGGCACUUCAUUUGAAGCAGAACUUAAUCCUGAGCCAGACAACAGCAGGCCUUAUAAAAAAACAAGGAUGUCAAUGCCACAGCCCAUCAAAAACAAGGAAAAGUGCUUCAUUUGUGGAAGAGCACGCACGACCAGGGGGAAUAGAUCCCUCAUUUUGAUCGCCACUUAUGACAGACAGAAUGCAGUAUGGGAAAAAGCAAACAAACUUGAAGAUGAAGAGAUACUACACAAGAUUCGUGGUCCUGAUGGAAACAGGUGUACUGAUAUGAUUGCUGAAGACUUCCGAUACCACAAGGAAUGCAUGACCAACUACCUGACAAAGCGUCUUCGUUCACAGGAAAAGACUACUACUGCCACCACUCCAUAUGAUGCUGCACUCAACCAACUCAUAUCUUGGAUAGAUGAGCCCCUUUUCAAAGAGAAUGCCAUAUUCUUCGUUACAGCUUUGAGGGAUGAAUUCCGUAAAUACUUGGAAAGCAAUGGAGUUCACAAUGUUACCUCAUAUAGAUGUCAAUCCUUGAUUGCCCGCCUUAGAAGGCACUAUGAAGUAGGUGGCAAUUGUAAUGGUUGUGCCACAGAAAGGAUGUUCUAG